Molecule: messenger RNA, 11331 nt
Organism: Pocillopora meandrina
Lineage: Eukaryota; Metazoa; Cnidaria; Anthozoa; Scleractinia; Pocilloporidae
Source: the annotation of a GenBank genome assembly
AUGAGCAAGGAGUGCGAGGAGAUGGAAGGAAGAGCUGCUACCCCGAAAGGAGUAGUUCCUUCUUCACAGCCGAAUGGAAAGGAGCCAGGUACCGAAAUAAUGUACAUCAGAAUACUUGUACAAUUGUUUUGUUAUUUAAUAUUGGUUACAAAGGCCAUACAUUGUAUUUGAAUCUUUAACGCUUUGAUUUACUUCGCAUGUGGGAAGGUUUUGAAAUAGUUUCUGGUUGGAUAUGGUUUGCGAAAUUAAAUUUAGGUUGUAUGUAACGAAUUUAGCUUACGUUUGUUGAACCUUGUUAAGUUAUGUCUGUGGAACAUAUAAUGGGUCUAAAUACUGUUGAGCAGUGUUAGAGACGUGCUUGUUACCUUGGAAACCUAAAUUAUUUUAUUCUCCGAUAUCUCUAUCUCACGAGUGAUUGUUUAUGUGUUGCGACUCUCAGUUCGUCUACUGCUACUCAACGAAGAAACAGAAAGAUGUAGUAAGAAGACUGUACUGUUUUCCUUUAUACGUGUAUUGUCUUAACAUUCGUUAGAAAUUUCCUCUAGCCUUGAUUAAGAAUGAUGCGAAAGAGCUGUGAAGAAGGAUAUUUUAAACGCAAUUUUUGCAAAAAUGGUUUCAAGUAGCUUUGAUUUGUUUAUGUUUAAUUUGGUCGCUGAUCAGGGCAAAUGUUGCCUACAGUAAGUUCCAAGGCUCAAAACAAUGUCUAGGCUGGCACUGGUCAAGUUGUCCCAUCAAACCUAAUUUUGCUUGAAACCAACCCAUGACCUGGAGCCAAAGAUUUACCCAUCAGGCCCUCCCACUUACUCAGUAAGGACAUUUUAUGACCAAUAACUCAUUGUAUUCUUUCAGCCCAGAGAAAUAAAGGUAACUGGAGAGGUAGAAAUAGAAGAGGAUACAACAGUGGUAGAUAUCCCAAUCAAGACCGUUAUAGACAACAGAGAGACUCGUAUGACAAGAGAGAUGGGUUCAAUCAACCACAGAGGCGUGGAGCUAUGCCAGACAGGAGGCCCCCCACAAGAAGUUUCUAUCAGUCUGGUGUAGAUUCAAAAAGGGUAAACAUGCUUACUUUUGACUUUUUACUUUUUUUAAAGAUUGCUUUGAGACAAUUUGGUGUGUAAGACAACCUUUUGCUUCUGGGUAUGAUGUGCUAGUUUUAAAAGGAAGUAUGUUGGCCAAAGCUUGUAUGAAACCCAGAAAUCUCAUGAAAAUAAAUAAAUUUGCAUACUUAUUGUUCAGAAAAAAGGAGGUGAGGUGAGGUAAGGGAGGUGUAACAAGAGCUUAAUUACUUUGGUCUUGGAAAUUGGUGGCUGUUCAACUCAGGCCACAUGUUUGAAUCACAACCUUGAAUCUACCAAAUUAAAAUGAUAAUGGAUGAGAAGUAUGUGGAAAAAGUUUUGAAUCUGUACAGGUUGUUGCAUGGUAGUAUUCAGGCUCUUAUUCAUGACAUCUCAUUCUCCUAGGAGUCUGUCUCAGAUGCACUAGAAGACUAUCCAGUCACUGGUACUACUGCUGGGUCGAAAAAGUAUGGCAUGUCACUCAAUCAUCUUUUGAACUUCAAAUAUGCACCUAGGGAAAAGCCCCUCGCUUAUCUCCCCAGAAAUGGUCGCAAAAAGUACACUCCAUUCAAUAAAGAACAGUUCAUCCAAGCUAAGUGAGUAUAUAUUUCAUAUUGGAUGUUUUGGUGUAUAGUAUCACUGAGUAUUUUUACAAGUUGUGCUAAAUAAAUAACCAAUGGCCCAAAUAACCAUGCAAUAUCGAAGGAUAUUUGUACUCUAUUCGCAUGUUAUUUUUACUCGACUUUGUGCAGUUGGACAAUAACUAUGAUGACUUCAAAUGUUUCAAAUUGAUUCAGCUACUCCAGGAAACUCUUUUUCAAGGUAGUUUGAUCAAGGGUCAGUGAAUAUUAACAACAAUAGAACUAACUGUAGAAGGGAAAAAAGAAACAGCCACAGCAAAAUGGCUUAGUGCUCACUCAUCUGGUUAGAACCCUUGAAGUUUCAAAUUUUAUUGUUCAUUAUUAUUUUCUAGCUUUCAGUUUGUAGUGUCUGAUUCUGGUGAUUAUGAAAUUCAUGCCAUGGACCCUGAUGUGCUUGUGGACUGGGAUUUGAUAGAACAAGUGGUGAGUUCAUUACAUCAAAACUUUUAUAAUUUCUUCCUAAAAUCAUCUGACAAGUGUAAAAAUUUAUUUAUGCAGAUUAUUUUGUUAAUGUUAUCAAUUUAUCUUGAUUUAUUUUCACAGCGAAUCUUAAGCCAUGAGGUGCCAUCAUGCCCCAUCUGUUUAUAUCCCCCUGUUGCAGGUAGAUGUGAUACUGUUUAACAAAUUAAUUGACUUUAAACAGGUACAUAUUAAGUUAAGAAGAAAAUGUCUUAAAAUACAAUGAAAGGUUAUGUUGAUGAGCCCUUCCCUAAAAUUUGAAUAGAUUUGCCAAGAUGUUGAGGUUUUGUAACAGUAUUUGUCUCAACAUCAACAUCAACAUCCCCAAAAAUUUGAGUAGAUUUGUCAAGAUGCUGAGAUGACAUGAUAGUAUUUAUCUCAACAUCAACAUCCCUAAAAUUUGAAUAGAUUUGCCAAGAUGCUGAGGUUAUGUAAUGAUAUAGGUCUCAACAUCAAAUUCCACACUGGCAAGCUCAUUGGCUGGAAAAAAUCUUUUUUAGGUUAUUGUAAUCUUAAUGGAUUUCACUGUCUGUUUUUUAGCUAAGAUAACCCGAUGUGGCCAUAUCUACUGCUGGUCUUGUAUCCUUCAUUACUUAAGUCUGGUAAGUGUUUGGUGAUACCCAUGACUUUUUAAACCUUUACUCCCAGGAGUGACAAAGACCUAAUUUCUCCUUACAAUAUCAAUACAUCAAUAAGCACACAAGUAAUGAGAUUAAAUGAAAACAUCAGUCAAAGCAUUAUUAGUUGAUUCCAUAUUUAAUUCUCUAAACUAACCUCAUGAUAAUCAUAUGGUCGACAUAAAGGAUAAUUAUUAAUGAGAUAUUGGGAGUGAAUGGGUUAAUACUCUGAAGUUACUUUUUCUCACAUGCAUUAUAGAUGAUAACUAGCACACUAAAUUACAUUUCCUCAAAGCACAAAGGAACCAUGAGAUCUGGCACUGUCCUGGAGGGAGAUAUCCUAGUCUCUUGCCAAGGGAACCUAGCACAUUUGCUAUAGACAUACCCAUUCCAAUUCCCUGGUGGUGGACAACACUUUGACAGUUUUUCCUAAGAAAACAUAAUGAACCUAAUCAGAAACUGUUAAAUUUCAUUGUAAUGAUGCUGUGUGGGGUUAAAACUAUAGGACUGCUAGUUAUUUUAGGAUAAUACAGGGAGGUAACCCUUUCACUAGAAAGGAAUUUUCUCCUCACAUUGUUAAUAAAUUUUCAAGCAGAAGUGUCAAAAGAAUGAAGAGAAAAGCAAGUAAGGGAUGAUCUCUGAUUGGAAGCUUAAUUCUUAGAUCCAAAAUUAUAAGAAAGGUAGAACAGACAGUGCAGAGAAAAAAUAUAUAGAUCUUGGGACUGCAAGGGGUUAAAAGAUAAAUAACUCAAUUGAAAACUUGCUUCAACAGAGCGACAACUCUUGGCACAAGUGUCCCAUUUGUUUUGAAGCUGUCCAUAAAAAUAACUUGAAGAGGUACAAUAAUACUAUCCAAGCCCAAAGUAAUGAUGAAUGUGAUGUACUAUAAUCAAACUUUGUGCAUAUUUAAGUUUCUUUUGGUUCUGCAAUUUUGAUGUACUUAAGAGUCAGUUUCUCAGAGCAGUGCCUAUUUUUCUGUUAUGCUUUUUGGCUUACAGGAAGAUAUAAGUUCAAUAUUGUUCACAGAGCAUUUUCAAAACAGUUGGGUAAGCUGUUGCUCUGUACCUCUGCUUAAGCAAUUUUUGAAGUGUUGAAGGUGACAAAAAAGUAUAACAUGCAUCUUUCUUUGGUUCAUAUAAUUUUUAUUAAUUGACUAAGUGCUAAAUUUUUUUAGUUAUAAAACCCACAGAUUUCUUCUUUUAGAUUUUCACCAAUUUUUCUGUUUUCUUUUCAGUGUUGUUGCCAUGGAAUCACACCCAUUUUCAGUUGGUGAUACUAUCACCAUGAGGCUUAUGAAGCGAGCUAAGGUACUCUUAACCCUUUCUGCUCUAACAUCAGUGUGCAUAUUCUCCAUACUGUUCUCUAUACAUUUCCUAAGCUGCUGACUAGGAGAAUUUGCUUAACAGUUGAGAGCUUUUUUAGUUGUUGAUCAUUUUCGUUAUUCUCAUUACCUUAAAAUGUGAUUCAGGGGUGAAACAGCAAGGAGAAAUUACCGUAAAAACCUGCAUAUAAGCCACACUUUUUUUUCCAAAAAUUGUCACUAGAAAUUAGAGGCGAGGCUUAUCUUUGGGGAAAUUUAAAAAAGGUGUCAUGAAUGUCGUCCAAUCUAAUGCCUGGUUACUAAGCUUCGAAUGUUCUGUUCACGUUCUUGUUGUAAUGCAAAAAUAUAUGGAAAAACUGUGUUGAAUGAAGAAAUUCCUGUCAACAAACACCAGAAAAACAUCAAUCAUAUGUCAAAGUUGGUAGAAAUGAUGUUCAUUGUAUCAAAGUGCUAAAAUUGUGGGUAAGACUUUGAAGUAUUUUCCGUUGCAAAGUGAAUUAGUGAGUUUAUGUUUGAUAAACAGUGGAUGAAGAAGACUUCUCAAGACACGACUUUGGAUUUCUUUUGAUUUCUUUCAAAAAACUUUUUUUCCAAAAUUUGAGCUGCUGAAUUCAGGGUGCAGCUUAUCUGCGGGUGCGGCUUAUCUGCGGGUUUUUACGGUAGAUGCUCACCACUUAAAGGGUGUAAAGGGUUUAACUCCUCUAAAGUUUAACUGAAUCACAAUCUUGAAUGGCCUCCUCUGUUUUAUAUCUUAAAAUGGUUUGUUAAAACGGGUCUUAAGGAAAUGGCCUGGUUACAUUUGCACAAGGUUACUGCUAUGAACAGUUUCUUACAAACUCCAUUGAAAGUGAAUUAAUUUAGUUUUUAUAUCAUAUGGAAAUAUCAAAUUGAUCUGACAAUUGUCAAAUGUACUAUAAUUAUGAGAAACAGGCCCAUAAAUUGUCUUCAAGUCUCCAAGUUGAAAAGGCAAGCCAUAAACACUUUUAUUGAAACGGUGUGAAAAGAAGAUAAAAUAGUUGUCUGAGAUUUUGUGGUACAAAGCUUGCCUUCUUGCCCACAAGGAUAUCAAACAUAAUAAUUAAAGACAAGUCUUAAGUGUUUUUGGCUGUGGAUGGCAAUAUGUAUUUUUAUCUUUUUUAGAACUCUCUGCUUGCUAUUCCUAAAGCUCAAUGGCACAAGAGGGAAUUAAAGCCAUUUGGAAUCAAUGGUAAUAUAGACCUUUUAAAAAAAUCACAUUAAGAGAGGAAAUGUGUGGGAUUAUAUCUGGUUAAAAUUUUUUAUUGUUUUUCUCUCUCAGAUGAGGUAGAUACACGUUAUGCAAAACUACUGCUGGCCUCUCCUGAUGAAGUUUUAAAACAGGUAAUUGGAUUGUUUCAACACUGAUUAAAACUGUGAAGGAGGGUAAAUAUUUAAUAGUUGUCUGCACAAUAUGUUUUGAGUUUGAGGCUACUGUUGGUUUCAUUAAAACAGAUCGUUGAACCUGAAGAGACAGCAUUGAGUACACAGCUUGUGGAAGCCAAAUGUGAACAGGUAUGUGGGAAAUUCUUGUAUUGAGAGAAGGUAGUUGUUAUUAUCAUUGUGCCCUUUACCCAGCUUGAUUCAUCAGAUAGCGUUAACUAUGUAAUAAAAGAGAUGACAUACUUAAAGCUUAGGGAUAUUCUCAGAAAUUGGGAAAACUGUUAUUCAGGUCUAAUUCUUGUAAUUUGUAUUUUAUUUUUCUGCUCUACAGGCAGAGGAAGUUUGUUACAUUGAAGUUGCACUGGAAGAAAUUAAGGUACAAUAGCCCCAUGUAUGAAACUCAAAGAGCUAACUGUGAUGUAACCAUUUCUCAGGUGUCUUUUAUUCUUUUAUUCUUUUAUUCUUUUAUUCUUUCAUUCUUUUAUUCUUUUAUUCUUUUAUUCUUUUAUUCUUUUAUUCUUUUAUUCUUUUAUUCCUCCACUAUCAGUAACUAAAGCUUUUGAAUCUCUCGGGUAUGUUUGCAGGCUCGUCGUGAAAAACUGAGUAAAUCAAAGGAUUGUGUUGAAGAAGUGAGAAGCCUCAUGGAGAGUGAGUGUCAGUUAAGGAUCGGUUAAGGAUCCUGAAUGACUACUGCUUUAAAUGUAACCUGCAUCUUUAUUGAUUAAUGAAGUGCAUUCAAUUGCUGGUUAGUUUCCUAUUGAUUCCUGGGGUUGGUGCUCUUUCUUAUAGGUUUCAGCUUAGUUCUUUGGCAAUUAGACUGUUCAUCUUUGCUUGUUGUACUUCUCUAGCCUCCAAGCAACCAUACAAACAAAAAAUGCUGCAAGGUUCUUCAUGAAUUGGCUGAGAUUAAUAUUUCUAUCUUUUCAAUCAACUAUUUCUGGCAUCAUGGCUCAUCAAACUCAUUGUAUUUGUUACAACUGUUUUACACUACAUUCAUUUGAUUUACCCAAUAGUUUCUUGUAAAGCAUCACCCCCAUUCCACUUGAUUUUCUGAAUGUCAUGGACCUUUUAUCACAAAUAGACCUUAAACUCCAGCUCCAGCUUUUGUUUCCACCAACAAAACACCACAGUUUCUUUAGAAACUUACCUCUUUAUUCACUUGUUUCUAUUUACUACGAGAUGUAAACUGGCUCUAAAGUUGAAGUUCUUCUUUUCCCUUUUCACAAGAGUACAGUUUUAGUGUUUUGACCAGACUGGGUAUUACAACUUUGAAAGCAGUAUUAUUUUGUUUACUGGGUUGAAGGUUUCUUGAGUAAUUAAUUGAUUUGAUAAUGUCAUCAGGUUCACUGCAGUAUGAGGAAGACAAAAAAGAUGUCAAAGAAGUUACCGGCUGGAAAGUACUUUCUCCAGGGGCAUUUCAGGUAAGAAGUUGCUUUCUGACCUGUCUAAGAAUGACAUUUCAUACUCUAUCCAAGGCCAUAUUUAAGAGACAGAAGCCAGCAAACUAGUUUCUAGCAACUUUUCUCAUCAGGUUAAGGUAGGAACUCAAAGGUGAUAUUGGAAAAGGGUAACACUUCAUACAAAAAAACCAUCUGCCUUUCAUCAACAUCUUCUAAACUUGAAGAAAACCCUACAUAUCAGUUCGUUUUUCCAGUGAGGAACUAGCAUAUUCAUAGGGUCUCUUUGGGUGAGGAACAGGGUUCUGGGUAUGCUCUGUGGGUUAUUUAGCUUGCAUUUCUAUCCUUUAGGAUGUUGGCGAGUAUGAGGCAGCCUUCUCUGAUGAAGAAGAUGGAACAGUGGAGGGUGAAAAACAGAAGUCAAAUUUUUAUGUGAUUGAUUCAUUAUCCAAAGAAACAUGCGAAACAACAGAGGUGGUAGAAGAUUUUGAUAGUGUCACUUACCUUAGGAGAGCACGACAGCACAGCAGUGAGAGUACAUCAGGAGAUUCUAGUUCAGAGUCUUCAAGACCUUUAUCUCCUGGGGCUGUCACAACUCAGCACUACUACUUCUAUCAAGGUACAUGAAAUGGUCUAUUUAUAAAAUGUUAAAAGAAUUAUAUUAGCAUUAGGCCAAUUUUUGUCUUGUGUAGUUCAUGUCUUUUUUUUUCAGCCAUUUGUUAUCUCUAAAGUUACACUUUGAUUAUUCAUAAUCAACCCUCUAACUCCUAAAGGUGGUUAACAUGUAACUUCUCCCUAAAAUAUCUAAGUAUACAUAUCCAGCAAACUCAUCAUGUAAAAGUUAGCUUGAUCUGCCACUGUACUGGUAAUACCAAAUGGGUGUAACUAAUUUUUUUAAAAAAAAGUGUUACAGCUAGAUAGGAGAAUUGACAGUCAGAUCUUGAGAGCUAAGGGAUUAACAUACCAGCACUUCUCUGUUUAAAUAUCACACAUGAAACUUAUAAAAUCCUAGAGCAAUCCAAAAAUUUUUGUCUCUACAGCUGAUGAUGGCCAGAAUGUAUUCUUGAGCUCUAUUAAUGCACGCUGCUUGAUUAAGGUAUUCCUUUUAUUUUUUGGUAAAAUUGAUGAAAAACUUUUUAUGAAAGAAGUCCUAAGAUUUGUUUGAUUGACUAAGUUAUUUACUUUCCAGGAGUAUGGAAGUCUGGAGUAUUGUCCAGAAUAUAUUACAGGAGAGAUUGUGGAAAUGCAAGCUUUGACCCAGAAUGAGGUCAGUCUUAGGAUUUAAUACCCCAACUUUUCAAGAUGUAAAUUAGAUCUCUUACUUUUUUCUGUGUGCAUGUUUUUGUCUUUGUUUUUGUUUUUUUCCUGGUUCAGAAAGGCACACAGAGGAUAAUACUCUAAAUGUCAGCCAUGCUGCUUACUUCAAGACAAGCAGUGUGGUUAAGUUGUCAUGCAAUAUCAUAUGUUGUACAAAUAAAAUUGUUUCUCCAGACCCUUUAUGAUCCUAGGUCACCAAAUGUCCCCUUCUAAAAUAGUUCAGCUUAAGGUACUGCUCUCUUUAGCCACCUCUCUUUCCUCCCCUCCCUCUUCCCCCCACCCGUUUCAAGACAGUACUCAGGCUUCUAUGUCACAAUUUGAGAGCCAAAGGUUUACAGACAGAUUUCAAGGAAGGAUCUCGUUCAAUUUUUGGCAUGGACCUCACUGUUUUCCUUUCAAGACUUUGUCUAGAACUUAUUGUUAAGUUGUAACAGUGUGUAAGCUGUAUACUAUAGUUCUUUGGCAAUUUUUUCCUGUUUAAUGUGACUAUGUACUUGUAGGCUCUUCGUAAACAAUUCCGAUACAUGAGCCAUCUUCCUUUAACCUGUGAGUUUGUUAUCUGUGAACUGGACAUCAAACCACCUGUUGUGUCACGCCACACUCUCAAUUUCUUCAGAGGUGAGGGACACUGUACAGUACAUAUGCUUCACAUUCUUGCAAUAAUGUAAGGAAAGGUGAAUUAAUUUGAGCAAACCCUUUCACUGAUCUCCAGUUAUUUUUAGCAAUGUGCUCAUCUUAAAAAAACUGUUGAAGGAUACAACUCCAUGCUGCAACACCCAGCUGAGCCCUACUGCCAGGCUGGUUUACCUUUAAAAUAUUUUGCAGACCACUUAUCUUAGAACAAUUGGUCUGUAGUAUUUACUUCUUCUUUUUCCUUUGUGCAGAGGAGCUUCAACGCAGAAGACAGCAGAGGCAGAAGAAGUUAAGGAUGGAGAAGAAGAGGGAGCAUAAAAUUUCAUCCAGUGACAAUUGUUUAUACAGCUCAGGAAGAUUUACUAGUGAGUAGGAUUAGGAGAAACCAUGCCGUUGUUCAGUUCUGAUUUGCAUGUGACAAUAUAAAACCAAUUAUAUUAACGGUCACUUAAAAAUCUGUGUAGAAAUUCUCGUAUCCGUUGUGGUAUUUUAAGUCUAGUCUGUUAAGUACUGUAGCUAAUGUAAAUGAAUGUGUCCAUCGUACAGGUGAAUCAGUGGCUCCUGAACGCUUAAAUCUUGGCAGUGAGUCAGAGUUCCCGGCUCAGCACGGGCCAUUGGCAUUCUCUCCACCCGGUAACUCGUCACCUAGCCCAUUCAUGCAGUUUGCAGCUUCCAUGGCUGGUCAAGGUACAAAAGACAUUCCCUUCAAUUUGCAUUCAAUAGAAAACAUUCAGUGAAUUUCAAUAUGGUUCCUCUUGGUUUUCAGAUGAAGGUUAUGCUGCAGCAGGAGAAACAGAUGGAGCCAAUUUGCAAGAUGAUCUGGGACCAAACCCUCCAUCUUUUGCUGAGGUUAGUUGAAAACGAAAUGUCAGUUACAGGUGUCUAAACAAAGUUUAGCCGUUGCUUAGCCACGCGUGCUCUAGACAGUCUUAAACUUUGUCGAACGUCGUCCUUAAACGUUAAUUUCGUCAAUAGUGUCAGGAAUAAGUGCCCUUUCCCGAAUGGACAUCCACCCCUUAGGCUAUGCUGUCAAACAAACAACCCUCUCGAAUAAGCCUCUCCCCCUUCUCCCUAGUUUUCUCAAAUAGUAAGGAUCCGAGGAAAACAAUUUUCUAUCGCCCAUUUAUAUCUUUUGAAUCUUCGAUUACAUUGGAAUCAGAACAGGAAAAAAUUAGCACCCCUCUCCCCCCUCGAUUAAACGCCCUUCUUCCAACUAGCCUCACUCCUUUCAGCCGAAAUUUUAAAUAAGAGUCCGUUAGCUUAUUCCAGGAACUACGUUACAUCUGAAAGUGCGCUCGGUUUUUUCCUCGACUAACUUCAAUAGUUUUGCUUUGUUACUAGGCACUGAGGUCCAAGAAGGCUGUUGAUAUUCCGAAACGCGUGGAGAAGCCUACUCUAUCAGGUACAUCAAGGAUCACUUCCCGAGUAAAACAUAUCCAGCAGUCAGUAACAAUCUGUCAGUUUUGCAUCUACUUUGGCAUCCAGUGAGAUCGACAUUAAGCGCGCCUAUUCUUGAAACCGCUAAGGCGGGCGCCAUAGUCUCAAUGCUGUAAAUAAGGCACUCAGGGCAUCAUUAACUUAUAAUUGCCCUUCUUUUAAGAAUUACCAAAUAAGUUUAGUGUAAACACGCGUACCAUCAUUUUUGUGGCAUCCUAAUCAUUUUAGUGUGAUUAUUUCGUUAAACUUGAUCGUGCCAUACAUGAAUUAUUUAGCUAAUCUUGAGGGUAGAUUUUUGCUGUCUUCUUUAGGAUGUCACCCAUCGCUGCUCUCUUCCCCCUUCCAAACCAUAAUAUUCUCAGGGCACAAUGCGAUUAAACUAGUUUAAUCAGUCUCUCUAUUCUUUGUAGCAUCAGCGAGGAAGAAGAUGGAAGACGAGGACGAGGAGGACUGUGCGCCAGUGCCUACUUUUCAGUCUGCCUUCACCGAGGCUCUGGUCGCAGCUGACUGGACCAGAAGUGGCUUUUACCAGGAAAGUCAAGGUGAGGCUUGUUGUCUCUACUCUACCGUUCAUUCGCGUAAUUAAACUCACAUUCUUGGAGAAGCCACGAGAAAUCAUCGGGUCAUCGGGUCUGUGUAGAAAUAAAUGAAAGUCGAAGGAAAUGAUGGCUAAUUUAGGGAGCUCCUGGUUGUCUCGCAAAUUCUCCCUGUCAGUACCAUCCUGAGUAAAGAGGACAUAGCCGAGAAUAUGAAUACUAAUGGAGGGCGUAAAGGGUUGAAGGUGAAAAAUUCGGUCAGUUCAGUUGAGGUGGUCGUGUUGUUGAGAGACAAGUGGGAGUUGCCCGUAGAUGCUGACUGGAUAAAAGACUUGUCGAUUCGAGCGUAUUUAUAGAGAACUAAGCCAAAAGCGCAUGUCCAUUUGAUUUUUGAUCUUUUAACUAACAAGCUGUGUAAUUCCCUCUAGGCGCUACAGGGGAACGGAACAGUGGAAAGAAGCAAAAGAAAAGCAAAAAGAAACUUCUCUUUACUACAGGAAGUUUCAUGAAGUACACUUAA